Messenger RNA from Fomitopsis serialis, 1167 nucleotides. RefSeq lists its product as uncharacterized. The coding region runs from base 23 to 1042 and encodes 339 amino acids. The transcript is spliced from 5 exons. The record is from RefSeq and is a predicted model, not a curated record. NCBI's taxonomy places the organism in Eukaryota, Fungi, Basidiomycota, Agaricomycetes, Polyporales, Fomitopsidaceae.
CAGCCCGCAGCCCACGACCACCAUGACUGAGGCACACCCCGACGACCCCGCCACGACGACGGCCGUCGCACCCACCGUCCCCGCGACGCAGCACGACGACCACGGCUAUGGCGACAUCUCCGAGCGGCCGUCCAUGGAGUCCCGCAUAUCCAUAGACGACCCUGUCGCGGACGACCUGCCCGACGCCGACCAUCCGACCGUCGCGCUGCUCGUUCCGUUCCCCCAGCUUCUACGCCCGCCGUCGAAGAAGCACGCAAAGGUCCCGCCGUUCUUGAUGUAUGCGCCGUUGGCGGCACCGCUCCCGCCGACGACGGAGGGCGAGAAGGUGAGCUGGAAGGACAAGGCGAUCCGGAAGUGGCAGAAGGAGGAGGCCGAGGCGAGGGAGAAGAAGACGGGCUUCAAGGCCAAGGCCGUCGGGCUAAUCUCGAAGGGCAUGUCAGCGACGAAGAACUCGCGCAUCGAAGCCUUGGCGUUCUUCGCUCCUACUACGCUCCUCAACUCCUGGCCUGCAGAGAACGUGCGGCAGGAAUUCACCGAGCUCGUAAAGUCGGCGAAGAAGGGCGCCAUCAUGAACGGCGUCAUCUCCACCUGUCUCGCGCCCUUCGCGCUCGCCUUCGACACUCUCACCUUCAUACCCGGGCCCUUCGAGAUCACAGCCGUAUGGUCCGCCUCGUCCUGGACCGGCGCCGCGCGCGCAACCGGGAUCGCCAACCGCAUAACCUCCUCUUCCCUCCCGAUCAACUUCACCACCGACCCUACGCUAGACGUGCUUCGUACGCGAAUGCACGAGAUGUGCUGGGCCGUCGCACCGCGCGGGGCGAUCCCGCCGCCCGGCCAGGGCUCCGGCGGCGUACCGCUUUCCGCAGGGGAGCAUGCCGCUGGUAUCAAGCGCGGCCCGGAGCUGGCGGGCGUCGUGCUGGCGUCCUUCCGCGCGCAUGGCGAGGACAUGAGCGACGUGCAGACGGAUCGGAUGGUUGUAGCGGAGGACCUGGAGAGGUGUAUGAAGAAGGCGGUCAAGGAGUGGGCGAAGGCGAUUCAUUGAGUCUCUGGAUUUCUGACGUAGCGGCUAAUAUAUACCUUAAUGCACGAAAUAUUGUGGCGCUAUCAAUUGUGUUGUAUCAAUCGUACUUUUGUGGGUUUCGAGGUGUGUACCAACUUUCGAUCUGG